Culex quinquefasciatus (southern house mosquito) is the source of this 1957-nucleotide messenger RNA. RefSeq names its product putative fatty acyl-CoA reductase CG5065. Gene Ontology annotation, biological process: long-chain fatty-acyl-CoA metabolic process. Lineage: Eukaryota; Metazoa; Arthropoda; Insecta; Diptera; Culicidae. Gene Ontology annotation, molecular function: alcohol-forming very long-chain fatty acyl-CoA reductase (NADP+) activity. The record is from RefSeq and is a predicted model, not a curated record. The transcript is spliced from 9 exons. Gene Ontology annotation, cellular component: peroxisome. Bases 113 to 1618 code for a protein of 501 amino acids.
UUCAGAGUUGUUCAGUUCAGUUCAAGUCUCUGCGCGGGAAACACGCAAGAGCGUUUUUGAAUAGUUGUGUUCUAAGUCGUUGGAGUAUUGUGCUUUUGAGUGAAGCUCAACAAUGUCCAAAACGCCAAUCCAAAAAUGGUACUCCGGAAAGUCCAUCUUCGUCACAGGUGGUUCAGGAUUUAUGGGGAAGGUAUUGUUGGAAAAAAUUCUUUUCGCGUGCUCAGAUGUGCGCGUGAUAUACAUUCUCAUCCGUCCAAAACGCGGUAAAACUCCACAAACAAGAAUUGAAGAAUGGUUCAAACUGCCGGUCUUCCAACGCAUUCGAGAUCAAAAGCCAGAAGUGUUCAAGAAACUGGUUCCUAUUCAAGGUGAUGUAACUUUCGAUGGGCUGGGAAUUUCAAAUGAAGAUUUGAGCAAGCUUAUUAACGAGACUGAGAUUGUAUUCCACUGUGCCGCAACACUCAAGCUAGAGGCUAAGCUGAAGGAUGCGAUCGAAAUGAAUACUGUUGGCACUAAGCGCAUGUUAGAUUUGUGCAAACAAAUGGAAAAACUGCAAGUAUUACUGCAUUUGUCAACAGCGUUUUGCUAUUGCGACAAGGAAGUUUUGAACGAACGAGUAUACGAUUUUCACCACAAUCCCUACGAUUUGAUGCGAACCGUAGAAUGGAUGGACGAAGAAACAUUGAAUCAGAUAACACCGAACUUGAUGAAACCGCAUCCCAAUACCUACACCUACUCGAAGCGUCUAACGGAGUGCCUGGUGAGAGAUAGCUAUCCCCAGCUGCCUGUUUGCAUCGUGCGACCUAGCAUUGUAUGUCCAGCGAACAAAGAUCCGGUAGAAGGAUGGGUCGACAGUUUAAACGGUCCGGUAGGAAUCAUGGUUGCAGGAGGCAAAGGAAUCAUUCGAUCCAUGCUUUGCAACGGAGAAUAUAAUGCCGAAGUAAUUCCUGUUGAUAUAGCUAUCAAUGGAUUAAUAAGUAUCGCUUAUACGUUAGGUCAGAUGCAAACACUACCCCAAGAAAUCCCAGUAUACAAUGUUACCUGCCGGGAGACUAAGCGAACUACAUGGAAAGAAGUUCUUGAAUUGGGCAAAGCAACCGCUUACGAAUACCCAUUCGAGGCCGGAGUGUGGUAUCCUGACGGAGAUAUAACAACUAACAAAAUCUAUCAUACCAUUUGUGUUACACUAUUCCACUGGCUACCAGCGUAUUUUAUAGAUUUUUUAAUGUUUUGUUUUGGCCAAAAAAGAUUUAUGUGUCAUGUGCAGACGAUGGUUACACAGGGUUUAGAUCUGCUGCAGUUUUUUACUACUCGCCAAUGGAAUUUCAAAUCGCAACAAUAUCAAGCAAUUGCAAAUAACCUAACUCCUGAGGACAAUGAGAUAUUUGACAUGGAUGUCGACAAAAUUGACACAAAGGAAUACUUGAGACGGAUAAUGCUGGGCGGACGACAAUACUGCUUGAAAGAACCUCUUUCUUCGCUCCCUAAGGCCAGAAUCCAGCUGAAAGCUCUAUAUGUGUUGGAUAAGGUUGCUAAAGCGUUCUUUCUUUGGCUUCUUGUUUGGGGUCUGUUGCGAGUGACAGGAAUGGACCAUGCCGUUCGUGAAUUUUUUGCCUGAUUCGUCAGCCAUUGAUUUCAUUUUGCAGGACAAAAUCAAACGCGAUCACAAUUCUAUGGUAAUGAAUAAUCACAAGCAGCCAGCAAUUAAUAUAAAAUUGUUAACCCUUUGUCAAACGUUAGUAUUACAUAAGAAGUAUUAUAAAGUGGAUGAAAUUUUUAUUCGAUUUAUUAGGGAUUUCAUAGGUUAUUAUUUGCUCUAUUUUUAUAUUUGCUCAAAAAAUUCUCUUUUCGAUUUCGUUUUGAUAAAUCCAGUUUAUGAGUGUAUUUUUAUCAUUAAUUGUUGAAUCGAGGUUUUGUGUUGUUUCGGUUAGGAAUGGAUAAACUGUUAUUGAAGCAA